AUGGCGGCGACGGAGGCAGCAGUGGACGGCGAAGUUGAGGUGAUCCACAUGUGGUCCUCGCCGAGGUCAACGAGCACUAGCCUCAUGUACUCAUUUGCUCAGAGAGACGAUGUGGAAGUGCUUGAUGAACCCCUCUAUGCAACUUUUUUACGUGUGACAGGAGCUGAAAGGCCUUACAAAGAAGAGAUCCUGUCGAAAGUGGCUACUUUACAUGCUUUAUGUGAUGAUCUUGGUAUACCAUUCCAGGCUGCAAUGCUUAAAUGGGAACCUGGGCCUAAACCAUUUGAUGGAAUGUGGGCCCCCUAUUGGUAUGAAAGCACACAUAAGUCAACCGGCUUUAAGCCACCAAGGAAGUAUCCUUCUCCAUUUCCAUUAUCCUUAUAUGAUUUGCUGGAGCAAAGUUUACCCUUCUAUAACUUGCUUAAGGGCUAUGUGAGACGGAACCCAGCAAAAUCUUUCAAUCCCCCUCUUCCGGUACCUGCCAAUGAGAAGUUGCUUGCUUGGGUUGGUAAUGAGAUUGUGCCUCGUGAAAGUGCAAAGGUCUCCGUUCUUGACUCGGUUGUCCAAGGUGGUGAUGCUGUUUGGGAGGGUCUUAGGAUUUAUGAUGGGAAGAUAUUCAAACUUGAGGAACAUUUAGACAGGUUGUUUGACUCAGCAAAAGCUCUGGCUUUUAGUAAUGUGCCAACGCGAGACGAGGUGAAGCAAGCUAUUUUCAAAACACUAAUAAGGAAUGGAAUGUUUAAUAAUGCACACAUUCGACUGACUCUGACACGUGGAAAGAAGGUGACUUCGGGGAUGAGUCCAGCAUUCAACCUCUAUGGAUGUACAUUGAUCGUGCUUGCUGAAUUGAAGCCGCCAGUCUAUGACAAUGAAAGUGGUAUAAUUUUGGUGACAGCAACCACACGACGUAAUUCACCUAAUAAUUUGGAUUCUAAAAUUCACCACAACAACCUUCUUAACAACAUUGUUGCCAAGGUAGAAGGGAAUAAUUCACGGGCCGAUGAUGCAAUAAUGCUCGACAAAGAUGGUUAUGUUUCUGAAACUAAUGCCACAAAUAUAGUGAUGGGACUUGUGGUCAAGGAAAAUUUUCUUUUGGCUGAGCGGCGUAUUAGUCUGUCAGAGUUCCAUACAGCAGACGAGGUCUUCACGACGGGAACCAUGGGAGAGCUCAGUCCAGUUGUAAAAAUCGACGGUCGCAUAAUUGGUGAUGGUAAAGUGGGUCCCGUGACCCGACAAUUGCAAAAUGUUUAUAAAGAACUCACUGCAGGAUCAGGGGUCCCUAUACCCACCUAUCAACAACCUUGA
Messenger RNA from Striga hermonthica, 1305 nucleotides. The record is from the annotation of a GenBank genome assembly. Lineage: Eukaryota; Viridiplantae; Streptophyta; Magnoliopsida; Lamiales; Orobanchaceae.